CCAAGGAUAAACACGAGCGCCUCAAACUGUGAGCCUGAUUCGCGUCCGAGGCAUCGGAACGCGUCUAGUCCGACAGGCAAGGUUCUUUGCUUGCCAUACACAAUUCUCCUGGCUACCGUGACGGAGGAAGAGUGGGCGAAUGCAACUAUCGACUGGUGCUGCAACGUGCCAACACCUGGUGAUCGGCGUGGUAUCAGCGGCGAUAGCCUUCGUUGGCAGGUGCUCUGAGAAUGGCCUUGGGUUUGCCGUGGGUCAUUAUUAUGCACGAGUGAGCUUUAGGUGGUGUUCUGCGGCGUACGUAGACCCCGGACUGAAAUCAUGUACGUAUAUCGAGUGUGUGUUGUGGCGCAUUGAGACUCGGCUGCGUAGUCCAGGGGAAAGUGGUGACGAUACUCGGCAAUCCAAAGCCACCGGCCCGGCUCCCUCUCAAUUUCUUGUCAUGCAAACGUCCCUGGACUCCAUCGGACAGGUCUUUGCCUUCGUUCAGGCGGCUGGGCUACUCCAUCAACCUGAUCAACUGUUCGUGUUUCGACGAAGCCUUUGGUGGUUUGACUGCCCUUUCGUGGAAAGGUUCGUUUCUGGUACUCUUAAUCAGGUUACUGGUGGGCUCCUAUAUGCGCAUCUCAGACACAACGCGUUGGACUGGUUGGUAUGUCAGACGAUGGCCACGGCUAGACGCCAUCGUAGAUUUCUGCUUUGCGCCGGGCUGAACUUCCCGUGUCAACGUUAGACUACCACUUUCUCGCUGAACUCUCGAAGGAGACAAGAGCGCAGGGCCGGUUCCUUGGAUCC
This is a messenger RNA of Colletotrichum acutatum, 792 nucleotides long. RefSeq lists its product as uncharacterized. The transcript has a single exon. The coding region runs from base 140 to 730 and encodes 196 amino acids. Lineage: Eukaryota; Fungi; Ascomycota; Sordariomycetes; Glomerellales; Glomerellaceae. The record is from RefSeq and is a predicted model, not a curated record.